Molecule: messenger RNA, 1551 nt
Organism: Vitis vinifera (wine grape)
Lineage: Eukaryota; Viridiplantae; Streptophyta; Magnoliopsida; Vitales; Vitaceae
Exons: 5
Coding region: 515-1339 (274 amino acids)
Molecular function (GO): ubiquitin binding
Source: RefSeq, a predicted model, not a curated record
GAAGACAUAUAAUAAAUAAGCAAAUAAGGAAAAUAGAAUCAAAGCAACUGACAACGGCCGAUAAACGGUCCCACCAUCUGCAGUUCAGAUGAGUAGGCUGAGAUGUAGGGAAUCAAGGCGAAAGGAGGAGAGGUUGCCUCUGUUUACGAUGGUACCUUUCUUGCUUCUACCGAGACUGUAAACUUUGAAUGGUAGAAGACUCUCAAGAUUCCAAAACCCCACGCAUAAACAUCUUCUCAAGCUCCUUCUCACCAAACCCUACCCUCAGAGCAUAACUCCAAUGAUACGUCAUAAUAAUUAUAAUAAUAAUAAUUAUUAUAUAUUUUUUUAGGAAACAAGUUAUAAAUAUAAAGGCGAAAUGGAAGCCAUUGUUUCGAUGCUGUAGUUUCAGAUCCACACUGUUGUUUUUCUUUUAAAAUAGAUUUCUAUUUUAGGGUUUCCCCCCAAUUUUUGGUAAGGGUUGUCUGAGAAGUGAGAACCGGGAAAGAAAAAAAACCCUAGGGUUUACGAGGCGAUGUCUGCAGGAGUCUGUGGGAAGCGGGUGGGUUUCGAAGAAAUCUUCGGAUCUUCUUCGACUUCGUCGAAGAGGUCCAGGUGCUCCACUUUCGGAUCUCCGGUCCGAUCGUCCGAUUUCGGAUCCGGAUCUGACGAUUCGGUUUCUGUCUUGCUCCAAAUGUUCCCUAACUUGGACCGUGAGAUGGUGGAAACUGUUCUUAGAACUCAUAAUAAUAAAAUUGAAGAUGCAAUUGAGAGUCUUCAUGCACUUUCCCUUGGUGAUACUAUUGCAAGAAAUGAAUCACAAGGACUCGAUUCUGCGAUGAUGGGAAACAAUGACACUGGUCCUGCUCAGAGUGAGCAUGAAUAUGGUCAGACGACGGAGCAGAAGGUUGAAGAUGUGCAGGACCUCAAAUCGAUGUUUGAAUUUGGAAAUGCAAUGGAUGGGUCCAAAUGGGUGGAUCUUUUUGUCCAUGAGAUGAUGAACGCAACUGAUCUUAGUGAUGCUAGGGCACGAGCAGCCAGGAUUUUAGAGGCUUUUGAAAAAAAUGUUGUUUCCCACUCAAUGGAAUUAAAGGAGCUGGAGCAUGCAUCUCUGAAGGAACAUCUUCAGAACUUCUUAAGAGAUAACCAAAUUUUAAAGAGAGCGGUUGCCAUCCAGCAUGAUCGCAACUUAGAGCAAGAAGAGAGGGCUAGGGAAGUGCAACAAUUAAAGGAUGUGAUAAGACAGUACCAAGAACAAGUUCGAGCUUUAGAGCUUAACAACUAUACAUUAAAGCUUCAUCUGCAGAGGGCCCAAGGAAGUAGCUCAAUUCCUGGCCAAUUUCACCCAGAUAUAUUCUAAAGGUUGAUUUGUGUUUCUUGCUUCAUUUGUUGUUUCCCAAUAUUUACUAUUUACUUAUUUACAUCACAAAGAGGUAACAACCUGAAUCAAGGUUAGUACAAAGUUGUUGCCUGUUAAAAAAAAAAAAAAAUAGUUAAUACAAAGUUGUUGUACUAAAUUUGCUGGAUACCCAUAUAAGUUGAGACAAAUACAUAUUGGCAGCUUGUGUGAAA